This is a messenger RNA of Achroia grisella, 684 nucleotides long. RefSeq lists its product as uncharacterized. The record is from RefSeq and is a predicted model, not a curated record. NCBI's taxonomy places the organism in Eukaryota, Metazoa, Arthropoda, Insecta, Lepidoptera, Pyralidae. The transcript is spliced from 2 exons. Bases 1 to 684 code for a protein of 227 amino acids.
AUGAAAGGAAGCGUACUCACUUGUAAUUACAACAACACUGAUUAUCCGAACAUACAAGACAUGUUCUCCAUUUUAAAAAACAAUGAAACUAAUUUACCAGCCAAUGUAAAGACACUAAAUAUAAAUCUCGAUAUAGAAAAGCUCGAUGUAAACAAAUUUAAAAGGAAAAUGGAGAUGUUUGAAAAAGAAAUGACGGGGAAAUUGAGAGACGUUGAUAACAAUACUGUCACCAAUGGUACGUUAGUUAGGAAUGAUACUAGAAGAUUUUAUAUCCCAAAUAUAUGGUACGGAUGGAGCGAAGCGUCUACCAUAGCAUUUAAGCUAAAAACUUUGGAUAUGAUGCUACAAAUAAUAUACAUGGCAAGAUUCAAAAUAAAACGUCUAGAAUCUUCUAAAUACUUUAAUCGAAGGGACACUGGCUACCGUAUAGCAUUUCUAUAUAAGAGGCUUAGGAGAAUAUGUAGGAAACUUUUAGAUAUAUACAUAACGUUGCUCAAGAAUAGAAACACGGCUAGCGAUUCUGACUAUUCGCUGUCUGGUCAUCAGAGGGCUAUAAGGUACCACGUUGAUUUUCUAUAUCUGUGGUGGGUGUUGGUCAGAAUGGAUGGAAAACAUCAAGACCAGCACGAGCCUACAUCGCCUAUGACCAUUACGGUGACAACACCCCAUCGUGGCAAGAAGUGA